This is a messenger RNA of Owenia fusiformis, 568 nucleotides long. The record is from the annotation of a GenBank genome assembly. Lineage: Eukaryota; Metazoa; Annelida; Polychaeta; Sabellida; Oweniidae.
UAAAAGACCUUACUUGGCUUUUGACCUGGCGAAUCUGAUGGAUGUCAAUAGCAUUGUGAAGACUUUGUUGAUUAACCAAAGACUAUAUGAUGUCUCAAACUACAGCUCUCCUUUGACCUUGCACACUGGUAUUCUGAAAUAUGAAAAUGAAUUCUUCAGACAGACCACAUACACACAUAUUGACACUAAAUUUCGUAAAGCUAGGACUCCAUUUUCUUGGCCCACAGCAGAGAGUGGAGGUUGGCUUUUCUUUUCAGGACAAUUCUACUAUCUACUGUUAGGUGGAGGGCAUACUGCCAUACCUUUCUACAUCUCUUCAUUGCCAGGUAGAUUCUGAAUAGUUCCGUUGAUUGGAAGUGAUGCUAUAUUUGUAAGGUUUGAGAAAUUAAGAAUAAUCAAUGAUUUUAGAUGAUUGCUGGCAAUACUUGAUGGAAUCUUUUUAAUUUCAUUCUUUAAAAAAGUUUUUUAUAUAAAUAUUUAUAUAUUAACUUGUUUUGUAAGUUGGCCUCUUAAUUCCAUUGAGUACUUUGAAUCUAAAAAAUAAGCAAUCAAAGGACCAUAUUGAAAC